AUGCCCCCGUUAACACUCCCACGACGCCUAUUAUUCACAGCGGCGCCGCUGCAUCUGGGUAUAAUAAAACCACAGAAAUUUCUACUAUAUAGAAUCUCACAUGUGCACCCGGCGCCAUUACAAUGGUCGAGGAGGGUGUUCUCGUCGACUUGCAUCUCUGGGCUGCAGCGGAGCAGGAAUAGUGCUCCUUCCUCUGCGCCAGCUCCAGCUACAGUAGUAGCUGUUCAAGAAGACGCACCAGAACAGACAUUCCAGAAAAAGAAAUCCGCACGAUCACAAUCCAGCAAGAUCUCACUGCGAAGAGUCGCCGCCGCCUCGGAAGCAGCAAAAAGCACAGCGGGCUACUACGGUGGCGAACAGCGGAGGAAAACCAAAUUAUGCACAGCCUACUGCACCGCCGAGAAAUACGACCUCUCCCUUGCAGCGCUCAUCCUCCUGCGGAAAGGAUACACAAUCGACCCCAACUCCACCGGCCUCGUAGACCAAGUGCUCCACCUCCGGCUCCCCACCACCGACACCGGAGCUGCAAAUAUCGCCACAACCAACAACGACGGCGAGCUUGGAGACGUCUUCAUUUUCCCCUCCGGAAACAUCGUCUCAUGGUCUGUCCCCUCCUCGCGUGUCUCCUCACUAGCAAACACCCUCCUCCCCGCCGCCGAAAAGGCACAAACCAACGAAGUCGAGACCGAAGACCUCGAAUACAUAGAAGACCCGCGGCUCCGCCGCUCCCGUGUUGGUGGCGACAUCAUCAUUCUCGGCACCGCCCCCUCCACCAACUACCCCCUCACCGAGCACACCGCCGACGCCCCAACCAGCGCUCCCGAGCCUUGGGACCACCACCAGCAGCAGCAGGCCCUCAGCGCCCCCGACGAGCUCAACAUCACGCUCGCCAAAAUCGCGUUUUCGUCCGGCCUAGCCCGCAGCACCAAGCUAGCUGUGCUCGAGAGCCUGCUGAACGAGUACCUUGCCGGCACGAGCAACAUCCCCACGCUGCUGAGCCGUGGUAGCAGGUUGCCAUUCACGCGCAGCUUCAUCCUGCGCAAAACGGGCGAACUGUUGGAGUUCCGCGCGCAGCUGAAUCUAUAUUCGGAGCUGACGGACUCGCUGCCCGAUAUAUUCUGGGACUCGCGGCACGAGCUGGGCCUCGAGGGGUACUAUGAGAGUAUCGGAAGGGCGCUGGAUGUCAAUGUCCGCAUACGACAGCUGAAUGAGAAGCUGGACUAUGCGUCGGGGAUUGUGGAGGUGCUGCGCGAGAGGCUGAGUGAGAAGCAUUCGCUGGGGUUGGAGUGGAUGAUUAUUUUAUUGAUUACUGUCGAGGUUGGGUUUGAGGUGCUGAGGCUGUGGAAGGAGGGGAGUGUGGAGGAGAGGGAGGAGAGGGAGUAUAGGAGGUGGAGAGAGAGGAAGGAGAGGGAGGAGGAUGAGGAAUAUCGUAAGUGGAAGAUGAUGAUGGCCCAAAUCAAGGAAAAGUGA
Morchella sextelata is the source of this 1470-nucleotide messenger RNA. RefSeq lists its product as uncharacterized. The transcript is spliced from 3 exons. The record is from RefSeq and is a predicted model, not a curated record. The coding region runs from base 1 to 1470 and encodes 489 amino acids. Gene Ontology annotation, biological process: positive regulation of mitochondrial translation. Lineage: Eukaryota; Fungi; Ascomycota; Pezizomycetes; Pezizales; Morchellaceae.